GGAGAUAACUAAUAAGUAUUGUUGGUCAGAUUUAAAUCAACAAAUCCAUUUGCUAGCUAUGUCGUUCUGGCUUUCUUCUUCUGUCAAAAGAAUUUUUUAUAAUCAGGUAAGAAAACAGAAUCCAAUAUCUCUGUUCGAAAUAUGUAGUGCAAAUACUAUAAUUCGUCCUAAAUGUCCACGAUUCAAUGCUUCAAAAAUACGCCUUUUAUCCACCGUUCCCGGCUUCGAACUGUCUCAAAAUUACACUAAAACAUCGCGAAAAGUCUCAAGAAGACGGCCUGUCUCAUUCAGUGUUGGUCAUGGCAUCUACAAUUCCUUGUCACUUUCAGAACAUAUUCGUCCUGUGGAAAAUAAGGAAUUUGAUGGAAAACUGAAAAGCUCCAGCAAUCUGUCUGCAAAGGACCUGCUUCAAAAGCUUCACUCGAGUAAAAAAUUGCCCUUGUAUGAAUUAAAAGAAAUUGAACAAGCGAUUGUAGGAAAUUUUUCUGAAUUGGAAUUGAACGAAAAGUUUUUAGCAGCUCAUUUAUUUUUCUCGUGUUAUUUUCGUUGUCCUAAGUAUUUGAGUACAUUAUUUGAAUACAUCGACAACGAAUUUGAUCACGUUAUUAAUGAACCGAGCAUAUUAAAACUAACCCUGUUCUAUAUAUACUUUCAUGGAAGUGGACCAGAAACUUUGUUACAAAAAAUAGAAGACCACUUGUCUGGAAUAGUCAUGGAUCUUAGUCCAGAUGAAAUUGGCUUGGUCUGUUUGGGAUAUUUCCGUGCUAACCGAAGAAUCUUUUCUUUUGACCUUCUCGAUGAGUUUGCCGAAAGAACACUUGCACAGUUAGGAUCAUUUAAACCUAAUCACCUCAUAAAUGUGCUGAAGGCUUUCCGCCAUGCUGGUUAUUGUAAAGUAAGUUUUUUUGAAAGACUUGCCGACCAACUAAUCUUGAAUGAUUUAUUAAAUGGGUUUUCUCUCAAUCAAAUCAUGCAUGUCGUGAUGGCAUUCGCUUCCACUAGAAUCUACCAUCCUGCUUUGAUUCAUCACUGUUUAGUAAGAGCCUUGGCUAUAGUCAACGACAGGCCUUCAAUUCGUUCCAAAGAAAUAGGUAGAAUCAUAUGGGCUGUGGGAACUUUAGGCAUAACUGAGUCGGAUAUGACCAUCGUUGAAACUCUUAUAGAUAUUCAUUCCCAAAUUGAAGAUCAAGGCAACAAUGAAUACCCAGAGUCUGUCUGUGACACUGUUAUGGGUUCCAUAUUUCUUGGAAUUUUUCCCCAAAAUCUUAUCAACUAUCUAAUGAAAGAUGAAAAUGUUGAAUUAUUGCAAGGGCUUCGUGGUUUGGAAAAGAAAUCUCAACUUCUCUUGAUACAUAACUCAACACACAUUGAAUGCCCAAAUUAUAAAGGCCUAAGGCUUAAAAAGCAAGCAGUAAAGAAAUUUCAGGUAUCAGAUUUUCAAAGGGCCAUCAAAUUUGAACUGAAAACUCGUUCUGGUUUAAGUCCAAUCUAUGAACAACUUGUAAAAUUAAUUGGACCAAGUAAAGUACACUGCCACAUGAUACUACCACACUUUACAACAGCAGAUAUUGAACUUCACCUAAACUCUGACAACUGCCCUUUAAACUUCACACCAUCAAGUGUGAAAUUAGAUUCUGAUGAUACAAGAACUGUUAAAUUCCAACAAAGUGUUACUGAAGAUUUAUUAAAGCAACUUACCAACCCAUCAACUGGCAAACAAACUGAUUACAGGAAAACCAAUAUUGCCAGAAGAAUUGUCAUUCAGGUAGCAGGGCCAAACCAGUGUUCUCUUACUGAACCACACGUGAUCUUUGGAACCUAUCGUACCAAACUGAGACAGUUAGAAUUGUUAGGUUUUGAGGUUAUUCUGAUAACUUCAACUACAGCAAGACAGUUAAAUGAGAAAUUAACUUUUGAUGAACAAAAGGAGUGGAUUCUUCAGAAUAUUAUUGAGAAAUUCAACAUAAAUAUUAACAACACAUGAAACUUAUUUAUUUCAUUAAUUGAUUAUUUUGAUAAUACAAAUAAAAUUAUUGAAACAAUAAAGAUAUUCUUAAACAUUU
Messenger RNA from Octopus bimaculoides (California two-spot octopus), 2063 nucleotides. RefSeq names its product non-canonical pre-mRNAs endonuclease FASTKD5, mitochondrial. The record is from RefSeq and is a predicted model, not a curated record. Gene Ontology annotation, molecular function: RNA binding. Gene Ontology annotation, biological process: regulation of mitochondrial mRNA stability; mitochondrial RNA processing. NCBI's taxonomy places the organism in Eukaryota, Metazoa, Mollusca, Cephalopoda, Octopoda, Octopodidae. Gene Ontology annotation, cellular component: ribonucleoprotein granule; mitochondrial matrix.